UUUUCACUAAAGAUUCUUAAUAGUUUUAAACAUGUAAAGAAGGUAUUAUAAGAAGGUGUAUCUCUCAAAAUGCGGUUUAAAGGCUUUAUAGGUUCUUCUGAUAAGAUUCAAAUCCUUUUUAGAGUAAGACAUGUAAGUAUAUCUUUGAUAUAUGAUCUUCAGCAGAUUAGCAACCUUCUUGUUGAAUAAGCUGCUGCUAAAACAAUGUACCAAAAUACAAAAUUUUUAAAGUAGCUAUAGCUUGAGACCUUCUGUCUCAAGCACUGGUAGUCUUUGUAAGAUUGCAUACCUGUCCUAUAGUGGCAAGCUCUUUCAUUUUUUGCAUUGAAAAAGAAUUAUAUUCAUUCCAGAGAAUACCAAAAGGUCUGUGGGAGAUCUCCCAUAAAUACCUGAAAUGCUCCUUCACUUCAAGUAAUUGCUCUUUAACUAAUUUUCCCUGAGAGAAAAAUGUCCAACAAUUCCAAUCUCCUUCUCAAAAUCUAACAAAAAUCGAAAACCAAUCCCUCAAUCCAUCAAGCCUCUCAAAUCAAACCAAACACAUCUGAAUCUUUUCCACUCCUUAUCCCUCUGAACAAAUCACCCCUAUCUUCCUUACCAAAUUUUCACACAUUCCUCACUACACCUCUCCUAAAAUCCCAAAAUUACUAACACCAAUUCCAUUAUCCACCCCUUAACCC
Molecule: messenger RNA, 677 nt
Organism: Moneuplotes crassus
Lineage: Eukaryota; Ciliophora; Spirotrichea; Euplotida; Euplotidae
Source: the annotation of a GenBank genome assembly